CUUGAAAACGUCAAAAUAAAACAUUUUCAUGCAUUCUUUUUGAAUUCCAAGUCAGCAGAACGCGAGAGAUGGCUUGUUUAAAUGCGGAAGCUAAAGAAAAGUAUCUGCAGUAUGUUCUCGACGAAUAUUGGCGAUUUUUACCUUGGAAAUACCUCGUAAUUCUUGUCAAAUCAAUUCUUGACAACAAAAUUGUUGAAAGAAAGCUGGAAGGGUAAAGUGUUUUGUAUGAAGGCCAUGCUGGUUAGGUCAAAAAAUGUAUAGAAAUUUAUGUUAAAAAAAAAAUAUAUAAAAUAUAAAGUUCCAUUUGCUAAUCUACAAAAGCCUAUUUACUAUAAUAGUUCUAUCGAACAGAAUGCCCAAAAUAUGAUCGUUAUAUUCACCUAUAAACCUUAUAUCCGGAUACUUUCAACUGAAAAUCGUACGUAAAUUUAACAACCUAGAUACAAGGAGCAUAUAGACUGAACAAGUUUGCUAACAAAAAACAAUGCAAUUUUGAUCGUCUUUGAAAAAUCCACCCAUGCAUGUUGUUUUCCAAAUUGCACGAGAAACCAUACUAUUAUAACCAUGACCAUGCUAUUAACCAAUCAGAAUCGAGUAAUUUUUCAUGUAAUAUUAUAAUCAUAUAGUGGACAAAACAUGGAGACAUACAAGGUUCAAGAACUUGACAACUUCACAAUUUACAUAUGAAUAAACUACACUCAAAUACACUUCACUCAGUUUGUAGUGUUAAUACCAUAUAUGGAUAACUUAAUAGGUUUGAAUAUAGCAUUAAAUCAUUGACAUUUCAUAGCAUGAACAAUGCAAUAACAUCUGUUUGUGAGUUAUUGUGAGGAACGGCGUUUUAAAUUAGUCUAUACUCUAUAGAUAUUUCUCCGACAUGGAGUUUCUGUAAAGCAUUAUAAAAACAACUGCCUUCUCAAAAUCAAGAAAGGGGCCAAACAGCUACAGUUUUGAAGAAACGGGGGCUGAUAAAUGGCCAGCAAUUUUUAUGUAGCGCAUGCACUCUGAAUUAAAAAAACGGUUAUAACAGGCUACAACCAGUUCUAUUUAUGCAAGCUUUGCCGGAUGAUUGGUAGAUUGAGGAAAGUGGGGGUAAUUAAUUAGCAGAUGUUUCUUUUUCUUCUCUGAUCUGAAACCUCUGUUUGCAGUGUGCUCAAAGUAUUAUUGUAUAGCUGGUCGCGUAAUUUUGAAAACGGGUGUAAAGUCAGAUUGAUAAAAAACGGCUGUAUUAAAAGUUUUCGUUCACUCAUCGAUUAUUGAUGUGUUUUUGAUAAAUUUCAGCGUAAUUAAGACGGUAGGAUUUCGCAUAGAGCAAUUGUAUACUUGAUAAGGAAUACUGAUGGCUUAGAGACUUUCUAAAAAACAUUCUAAGUAAGUAAGUGGUAAGUGGAGUGUGCUAAUCAUCCUUACUUGCAGCUCAGAGCUAAGCUGAGUUACGAGGGAUGCAGCUCAACCAGAUCGAGUCAAAGGCUUUCUAAGGGCGACUAUAUGGCAGCCACCUUGUGACUCAUGUCUGAUCACGGAGGACAGCUACGGUGGAAGGGUCAGUUAGGAGGAUAAUCCCAACACACCCUGUCGGCAUUCCCUGUGGAAGGAAACCGGAGUACUCAGAGAAAACCCACGACUUUCGGUAGAGCGUUAACUGACUCUUUUCACAUAAGUGUCAUGCAUGAGUCCGUAGUGAGAAUCGAACCCAAUCUCAGUGAUGAAAGGCGAUUGCUCUGAUGAUUGUGAUUCUGAUCUAUUUUUUUAGGAUUUUGGGCCGAAAACGGAAACUGUUUUACACAGAAGUAAUUGGACGUGCAUUCUAAAGGU
Molecule: messenger RNA, 1815 nt
Organism: Paramuricea clavata
Lineage: Eukaryota; Metazoa; Cnidaria; Anthozoa; Malacalcyonacea; Plexauridae
Source: the annotation of a GenBank genome assembly